Messenger RNA from Cooperia oncophora, 1461 nucleotides. Lineage: Eukaryota; Metazoa; Nematoda; Chromadorea; Rhabditida; Trichostrongylidae. The record is from the annotation of a GenBank genome assembly.
AUGUGUAGGUUUCCGGCAUCCUUGGCUGAAUUGUCCAUUUUCUCGUCGCUUCGUGGUCGCAUCUCCGUGCAAAAGAACACGGAUAUGUCACGCGUAAUGCGCUUGUUGCAAAUCUCAGACGAGCAGUUGGAUGCAGUACGGAACAGGGAUCAAAUGGCUCAGUUUAGAGAGGAAAUCUUGUCAAAUGUCAGGUCGAAAGACGAGGACUUAGGAGUGGUCGUUGACAGGAUUGAGCAACUACCUUGCACAAACACGUCGGUUGCCGAAGCAACAAGAAAGCCCUCGUCGGCCGAUUCUGGGCUAGACCUAAGUUCCGAAACGUCAUUGUUGGAUGCUGUCGUUGACCGUCAAGAACAAGGUGAGGACGUAGUGGACGACGAGUCACUAAAAUUGGUGAAGAAGCGAAAAAGAAAGGUUAAAAAGGAGGUCAGUCAUGCUGAUAUUUCAUUGCUGUCGACCAUCUCAGUCACAUCACCUGUUCACUCUGGUAGUGCACCAGAUAGUACCAAGAGAAGGAAGAAGAAAAAUAAAUUCCAUAAGGCUACUUGCCCGGAAGCCUCCGAGUGUGCGGAAGGCCUUAAUACGUCCAGAAGUUUCUCGUUGGUGGAAGGUGACAAAUCACUAUUGAGUAGUCCUGAUGUGUUAUCGAAGAAGCGCCCAAAGCAAAAGAAGAAAAGGAUGUCAGAAAAGGUAUCUUCCACUGUUGGUGUGUAUCAUUUUCCUUGCUUAUCGAUAGUCUCCCGCAUCAGAGCUCCGUUCGCUGAGGUGGACGAUGGAGAUGAGCCAUCAAAUGGAGAGCAGAUUUUGUCUAAAAAGCGCCUGUUGUCAGCCAGCUUUUCGGAAGUGCCACUACGAAACAAAAAGAGAAAGAAAAAGAGGAUAUCGCAGGAAGUAUUCAUUGGUGUCAUAGAGUUUUCGAAGUUUCUUGCUCACAUGUUAAGUAUGUCAUCCAAUCAAGUUCCUUUUUUGCAGAGUUCUUCCUUAGUCCUCAGUCCCCAGAGUUCAUGCUGUACCUCAUACCAGAGGUCAUUCACAGAUGACUCAUCUUUCAAAACUCCUAAAAAGCUCAAGCGAAAGUUAACCGUUGGAGAAGGCGAUGGUUCGUCUGUAAAGAGAGGUUCAUUCGAUGGAACUGUUGUGUGCAGUGAAAUGAAAGCUCGCAAAAAGAAGAAAAAGGCAUCCCUAACGAGCUCCUUCGUUGAAAUGGAUGAUGGAAAUGGGUUUCCAAAUGGGAAGCGAACUUGGGCUGAAAAGCCCUUGUCAUCAGCUAACUCUUCGACUCUGUCAGUAAGAAGCGGAAAGAAGAAGAAGAGGAGGAGGAUAUCACAAAACACUCCCUCCAUGGACCUCAGUCCUCAAAGUCCACGUGAUUUCUCAUAUCAGAGUUCGUUUACAGAUGACUCAUGUUUCAAAACUCCUAAAAAGCUCAAGCGAAAGUUAACCGCUGGAAGAAGCCGCUAG